Messenger RNA from Histoplasma capsulatum G186AR, 747 nucleotides. RefSeq names its product 50S ribosomal protein L4. Gene Ontology annotation, biological process: mitochondrial translation. Gene Ontology annotation, molecular function: structural constituent of ribosome. The coding region runs from base 1 to 747 and encodes 248 amino acids. Gene Ontology annotation, cellular component: mitochondrial large ribosomal subunit; mitochondrial ribosome. The record is from RefSeq and is a predicted model, not a curated record. The transcript is spliced from 3 exons. NCBI's taxonomy places the organism in Eukaryota, Fungi, Ascomycota, Eurotiomycetes, Onygenales, Ajellomycetaceae.
AUGCCUUCUCGAACUAUCACCCGUCUUGUGAGACUAUAUGGAGGUACUCCGCUGGUCGAAUUACCUCCCAUUUUCCUUGCUCCUGCUCUCCAAUUCCCUUCAUUACACUUUGCUUCUUUCCAAUGCUUGAAAUUCUCCACCACUCCUGCUCCUGGGUUGAAACGGGACCUCAGCAAACACCGUGGUGUAUCUGCUAUUCACAGAACCGGUCCGAGGUACCCCCUUUCAGUGUCGAAGUACACUUUGCCACGUCCAGUUAAACCGAAAGAGCAGGAAAAAAGGCCUAGCAAUCCGAAGCAUGGCCUCUGGGGAUUUUUUGGCCCUGAUCGGAAACCUAUCCCAACCCCAGAAGAGGAAUACGCUCAUGGGCGCGCUUGGUCGAUUCAAGAGCUUAGGCAAAAGUCAUGGGAUGACCUUCACAAGCUCUACUGGCUCUGCGUGAAAGAACGCAACCGAAUAGCUACAGCCCGCUAUGAAAGACAGCGGCUACAAGCUGGCUAUGGGGACUAUGAGUCUAACAAUCGCGACAAAACAGUUCGUGGUACGCAACAAUCGAUCAAACAAGUUCUUCGCGAGCGAUGGUAUGCCUGGGAGGACGCGCGACAACUUUAUGAAAGCGGUGAAUAUUCUCCUGCUGACGCACAAGUGAUGGAAGCGGAGGCUUAUGCUUAUGAGCCACCAGCCUUAGAUGUGGAGGAACCGAAAGGUGAAGCAUCGGAUUCGGUGAAGAGUCCUCCAUCUUCCUAA